AUGACAGCUGAAAAGACUAUUCCUAUGAUUAAUGGCAAGCCAGAAGAUGCUUUGGACCCAGAAGCCUCAAGUACCAGCCUUGUCCACAGCAAUGAUAAGAAAGUUCAUGAAAGAGGCCACUGGAACAAUAAGGUUGAAUUUGUGCUUUCUGUGGCAGGGGAGAUUAUUGGGUUGGGAAAUGUAUGGAGAUUCCCAUAUCUGUGCUACAAGAAUGGAGGAGGUGCCUUCCUCAUCCCGUAUGUGGUUUUUUUUAUUUGCUGUGGAAUACCAGUAUUUUUCUUGGAGACGGCCUUGGGACAGUUUACUAGUGAAGGAGGCAUUACAUGCUGGAGGAAAGUUUGCCCUCUAUUUGAAGGCAUUGGAUAUGCAACGCAAGUUAUAGAGGCACAUCUAAAUGUAUAUUACAUCAUCAUUUUAGCAUGGGCUAUCUUCUAUUUGUUUAACUGCUUUACUACAGAGCUUCCUUGGGCUACCUGUGGGCAUGAAUGGAAUACAGAAAACUGUGUGGAAUUUCAAAAACUUAAUAUGAGCAACUGCAGUCAAGUCUCUUUACAAAAUGCCACUUCUCCAGUGAUGGAAUUCUGGGAGCGAAGGGUGCUAGCUAUAUCUGAUGGAAUCGAACAUAUUGGGAAUCUUCGCUGGGAACUUGCACUGUGCCUCCUUGCUGCUUGGACUAUCUGCUAUUUUUGCAUUUGGAAAGGAACAAAGUCUACUGGAAAG
Messenger RNA from Pterocles gutturalis (yellow-throated sandgrouse), 720 nucleotides. Its product is annotated as sodium- and chloride-dependent GABA transporter 3-like. The transcript has 5 exons. The annotation marks the transcript as partial. Gene Ontology annotation, cellular component: membrane. Gene Ontology annotation, biological process: sodium ion transmembrane transport. The record is from RefSeq and is a predicted model, not a curated record. NCBI's taxonomy places the organism in Eukaryota, Metazoa, Chordata, Aves, Pterocliformes, Pteroclidae.